Rhipicephalus sanguineus (brown dog tick) is the source of this 8123-nucleotide messenger RNA. RefSeq names its product serine/threonine-protein kinase TAO1 (gene Tao). NCBI's taxonomy places the organism in Eukaryota, Metazoa, Arthropoda, Arachnida, Ixodida, Ixodidae. Gene Ontology annotation, molecular function: ATP binding; protein kinase activity. Bases 521 to 3268 code for a protein of 915 amino acids. The transcript has 18 exons. The record is from RefSeq and is a predicted model, not a curated record. Gene Ontology annotation, biological process: protein phosphorylation.
CGAUUUCUUUGAAAGCUUCGGCAGCCAAUGGAAUUUUACAUAUGUCUUCAGUUCGGCGCAGCUUGACUGUUUUCUUUUUACCGGAGUUUCCAGCGCCGCAUAAAGAACGUAAAGCCAAUUUGCCACCGAGAAAACUUGAACGAGUUCCCGUGCGAAAUUCAGUGCUUCCUUCGUCGAGCAGUACGGGGUGCAUCUAGCUUUUCUUCUGAAGUGUCGAAGUGCGCAUGUCAACAGUACGCCAUUUUUGAUCUGUGUUGGGGUCGGAAGGGCGUCUAUCGCGGCGAAUAAACUGGACAAGAAGCCGUCACUUUGGAAAGAAAAACGACACCAAGCAAUUUUCUACUUACUUCCACUUGAAAAAUAUGCUGAGAGAUGUAGAGGUGGCAGGAGUGCCAUGGGUAGGACGGGCUGCGAGCGCCGACCUGUAGGGGGCCCCCCUGGGGGACUGCAGCCCCGGUAGUGGGCACUGCCAGCCCCCCACCCUUCUUCCACCUCCUGCUCGGAGGAAGGACCCAGCAGCAUGCCGUCCUUCUCGCGCCUCGGGAACCUCAAGGACCCCGAGCUCGCCGAGCUGUUCGACAAGGAUGACCCCGACAAGAUCUUUGUGGACCUCCGCGAGAUCGGCCACGGCAGUUUCGGAGCAGUCUAUUAUGCCCGGAACGUCACGACCAAAGAAGUCGUGGCCAUCAAAAAGAUGUCAUUUACAGGAAAACAGUCAACAGAGAAAUGGCAAGACAUUGUCAAAGAAGUGAGGUUCCUGCGCCAGUUAAAGCACAAGAACACAAUAGACUACAAGGGCUGUUAUUUAAAAGAGCACACCGCCUGGCUUGUUAUGGAGUACUGUCUCGGAUCCGCAUCAGAUAUCAUUGAAGUUCACAAAAAGCCUCUUCGGGAGGAGGAGAUCUCUGCAAUAUGCAAGGAUGCCUUGCAAGGUCUGGAGUACCUGCAUUCACUGGGCCGCAUACAUAGAGACGUCAAGGCUGGCAACAUCCUGCUCACUGAAAACGGCACAGUCAAGCUUGCGGACUUUGGCUCGGCGUCCAUGAUCAGCCCGGCCAACUCGUUUGUGGGCACGCCGUACUGGAUGGCGCCCGAGGUUAUCUUGGCCAUGGACGAAGGCCAGUAUGACGGGAAAGUGGACGUCUGGUCCCUGGGGAUCACGUGCAUUGAACUGGGUGAGAGGAAGCCUCCCUAUUUCAACAUGAAUGCCAUGAGUGCCUUGUACCAUAUCGCCCAGAAUGACUCGCCCACACUCACUGGAGGGGAAUGGUCGGACGUCUUCAGGCAUUUUGUAAAUUCCUGCCUGCAGAAGAACCCUGCAGAUAGGCCCACAGCAGUCAACUUAUUACAGCAUCCGUUCAUGACACGGCCGCGCUCUGGCAAGGUAAUAGUAGACCUAAUUCAACGGACAAAGGCAGCAGUUCGGGAACUGGACAACCUCAACUACCGCAAGAUGAAGAAAAUUCUCAUGAUCGACUCGCAAGAGAACAACGAGGCCAAUGCAGUGGAGGCCGAGGAUGACUCGACGGAGGACGAUCAAGUGAGCACGGGUGGCAACGGGGGCGGCAGUGCGGGCAACGGCGGAGGCGAGGGCAGCAAGAGCAGCAGCCUGCGCUCCAACCAGAGCCAGCAGAGCAGCAGCAAUGUGAGCGCGGGCAGCCACAGCAGCAGCACCAGCAGCCUGCCCCCGGCCUCCGAGAUGGACUCGUACCCACCCUCCUCCUUCCGACAUCCGCGGGACAGCAAUUCAUCGUCGACCAGCUUGAAUAGUACAGACGCAGGGGCCACCAACAACUUCGCAACGAUACGGACAACAUCUAUAGUGACACGCCAGAUGAAGGAGCAUGAGCAGGAGAACCAGAUGCACGAACAAAUGUCGGGCUACAAGAGAAUGCGGCGCCAACACCAGAAGGCACUAGAGCAGAUGGAAGCAAAAUGUAUACAAGAAAUGGAUGAUCACAAGCAGAAGCUAGACAAAGAAUAUGAAACUUUGUUACAACAGUUUAGUAAAGAACUAGAAAAAUUACAAAUGAAGCAUCAACAGGAUCUGGAGAAAAAGCUGAAGCACAACCUUGCUGGGGAGAAGCGGCUGACGCGCACCAUAGCACAGCAGCAGGAGGAAGAGACCAAGCGGUUCCAGCAGCAGCAGAAGGUCGAGUACAAGUACCUCAAGGAGAAGAUCAAGAAGGAGCUGAGCGACGACAGCAGUGGUGGCGGUGGGGAUGCCGCCCUGCGGGGCCACAAGGCGCAGCUGCAGCAGCGGCAGGCGGAGGCCCUGGCCCGGCUGCAGCGGCACCAGGCCGACUACCUGCGGCUGGAGGUGCGCAAGUACCGGCGCCGGCGCCUGCUGCAGUACCACCGGCUCGAGCAGGAACUGCUCCGCGAGGAGCUUGCCAAGCGGCAGAGCCAGCUGGAGGAAGCUCACUCCAUGCUCUUGCGGCACCACGAGACCACACAGGAGCUGGAGUACAGGCAGCAGCGGGGCGUCCACCAGCUGCGGGAGGAACAGGUGCGCAAGCAACACCAGACGGAGCUGGCCAACCAGCACGAGUACUGCUCGCGGAGGGAGCGGGAGCUGCACAAGCGGCACGCACAGGCCGUCAAGCAGCAGCCCAAGAGCCUCAAGCACAAGGAGCUGCAGAUCCGCAAGCAGUUCCGCGAGACGUGCAAGAUCCAGACGCGCCAGUACAAGGCGUGGAAGAGCCAGGUGCUGGCCUCGACGCCGAGGGACGACCAGAAGGCGGUCAUCAAGAAGCUCAAGGAGGAGCAGAUCCGCAAGCUGGCCAUCCUGGGCGAACAGUACGAGCAGAGCAUUGCCGAGAUGCUCCAAAAGCAGUCGAUCCGGUUGGACGAAUCUCAGGACACAGAAGUGCGCCAGCUGAAGGAGCAGUUGCAGCAGGAGUUGGAGCUUCUCAUGGCCUUCCAGUCCAAGAUCCGCAUGCAGGCUGAGGCCCAACGCAACCGGGAGCGCCACGAGCUGCAGGAGCGUGUGUCCGUGCGCAGGGCCUUGCUGGAGCAGAAGAUGGAGCUAGAGAAGCAGCAGUUCCAAGAAGAGAAAGCUGAGCGGCAACGACUGCUGUGCGAGCGGCAGUCGCGUGAGAUAGAGGCCUUCGACGAGGAGAGUGCCCACAUGGGCUUCAAUCCGGUUGAGAUAGCGGAGGCCUCGCGGGAGUCCCUAGGUUCGUCGGACGCAGACAGCCUGGCUGGCAGCACCCUCAGCCUAGCCCACAGCAACAGUGCCAGCUCCUUCACCCACACGGCCCUCUGAGGCAACACCUCCCCCCUUCCCCGUUUCCUCCUCUCCUUGUCACGCACUGCGAUGGUCAGUCAUGGUAGUCUGCCACACACAGGCCAGUGUGAAUGUGUAUUGUAUCUGGUCGAUUGUCCAGCCUUGCUGAUGUGUAUGGUACGGGUGUGGUGUGGUGUUGCGUGCACUAGUCCAGCUGUCAUCCUUUGGAUGUACUAACUCCAUGCAGCUGUCACAGGCAUGAGUAUGGUCCAACACCAGGAUUUGCGAUUCUCGAAUGCUAUUUCUGUUAGUGUUCCAUCAUCAGAAAGAGUGGCGCUGCCGCUGCAGUGUCAACAGGAUCGUCAAGUCACGACCGGUGGAGAGAAUGGUGGUAUAGAAUAGAACUGGAGGAAUUGUUGCCCCGUUUGCUCAAUCAUUCAUUUACCUAAAGGAGUUGUAAUCGAGGUACUGCAGUCGGCUAUUUGAGAGACUUUAGGUUUAGGGAUACAGCAUGUGACAAAAAUGCCUGAAGUCAUUCAAACCACAUUGCACUGGCUGUAUGAAAUAUAAAAAAAGAAAAAAAUUCUCUUAGUGCCAAAAUGCUGCACUUGACACCUGGGAAGAGUGGCGAAUGAAGCGAGGUUGUAGCAUUAGCCGCGUGGCAUUGCCGCUCAUGGGGAGACUUGCACUCUCGGGCAUGUUUGUUCGUGCUGUGUAGCGCAGGGCACAGCCUCGUUUGUGUGUGUGUAGGCGACUGAGCACAGCCUCGCUCAAUGUGUUUUGUGGUGUUCACUUGGGAGAAACUCUCCAGAAUUUGUAACACUGCUCGAAUGGGCAUGGCACAUAGUAGCACAUCCUUCAUUCUCCGUCACAUUUUUUUAGAUGCAAUUAGGUGGUAGUCCUGCGUGAUGUUGAUAGUGCGAAAGAAUUCCUCGAUGUUCAAACAUAAGGCUUGUCAUUCCAAAUUUGAAGACUCUCAAUUCGUAGGUGCGAGUAGGACGCGUGUUCCAGGCUGUAUUGUGCAGAUUUAAGGACGUUACUCGGAACAAUACCUUGUUCACAGUGUGUGAUAAUUACUACUAUAAGAGUGGAUGCCAUAAUUAGCUGAGGCAGUUCUUUUGUUGAGACUUACUUUUUUUGCUGCGCAAGAGGCUACGCCGUUGCAUCAGACGACUUACGUUUGCUGUUCAUGGGUGGCUGUUGUGCUUUAUAGUAAUGUAAUGUAUGAAAUUGUGAUUAUUAUUUACACUUCAAAGUAUAUUCAAUAUUUUUGCUGCCUGUUCACUUAUUUUGAGCUGCUGCUGAGAUGGAGUGGAUGCCAGGUUCUGCGUUUCUGCCUUCGUUAUAGGAGUGCAGCACUAAUUGCCCUAAAGCAUUACCGACGAAGCGUUCCCUUCGUUUUCUCCGAUGGUUCGUCAAGGCUCGAUUGCGUUUCGUUUGGUUGAUGUAAUGCUAGCAGUGCUUAGGUUUUUCACAUUUAGCAAACACUGGCAAAUUUACUUUCUGCGUUGUGGUGUAUGAUGUGUUGGGAGGAAGACUGCAGAUUCAUUGCCAUGUGACGUGUCCUUGGGGUGCUGUGCCGAAACGGUCUUUGCAUGGAUUGUUUGGUUGGUACUGUCGCUGGCAAUGAUGCCCAAUUUGAAAUGAAUCUUCCGCUUUCAUUCAGGCCCCCCGAUAGCUAGCUUACCGUAAUUGAAUGAAUUAAUGCAGUAUUCAUUAUCUAAAGCACACUCUCUGACCUCAGUGGGAAGAGGUGAAUGCGAGGCUAAGGGAAGAGGAGGGACACUGUGGAAACCAGUGGCCAUAAAUGAAAAGAACCUGCAUGUACAUGUUACAAACUUGCAGUUGCAGACUUGCAGAUGCAUGUGCAUACGUAGAUGGAAACAGAGUUGCAGAUGCAGACUUAUAUAUUCAAUUCAGGGGUCCACAAAACUGAAAGUGGGGCGAAGUAUGCCUGCAGUGUAUCGAGAGCAAUAGUCCAUAUAUGUUUUAAAGCUCGUUUGCACCUCCACACAGCAUUACGCGAGUUACGUGCAUUGUAGCACACACACACACACACACACACACCCUGCGCGGCAAUUUGUGCUCGUUCAUUAGACCUGACGAGGCAGAAAUUGGAAGUGGAAAUGUUGCCAGCUGUUGGAAUGUUGGCCCUGGCUGUUAGGUGGCAGACUGCCCGGACUGUCCCUUAGGUAUGACUGUGUUGAGUGGUUGCCCCGUCCUUUUCAACAAAACCCUUCUCGUUGUUGGAUCUGGCACCCCGAGGCUGCCGUGGCAUGGUUGGUGGAGUGUUGACCUGACCCUUGGUUGUUUUUUUCCUUCCCCGAUACUUUUUUUUUUCGGUCAGUGCAGCGCGUUCUGCGAGCAGGGCCCGCAGCCGCGCAUCCAACUCAGGAGUGCCAUUGAAGGGUGGUCCGUGUGCAUUUUUUUUGUCUUUUGAAAGCGAGUGUGGCGGGGAGAGAAAAGUGCGAAUACUAUAGGUCGAUUUUCUUCUUUAUGGUGCGUUCCUCUCGUUUUUUUUUUCUUCUGCCCUUUCCUUUUUUUUUUUUUUUGACUUGAAACCCAUUUCUUUGUCGUUUUCUUUUUCUAGGGGCAUGCCAUUUUACGGUGCUAAAACACUUCCCCCCUUUUUUUUUUAAAUGCUGUACCCAGUGCGUUCUGCAUCCUUUACAUAAAUUUCCUGUUAGCGCAACAUUUUUACCUCUCCUCUUUGUUGUAAUGUGCUGCUGUUAGCUGUCUUUAGACAAAUCAAGGCGGGUACCCUUACCCUUUUUGCCCCCUCUUUCCCAUGCUCCCCCCCCCCCUCGUUUUUUUGAACGAGAAAUCACUGUGCUCUGCUUCUUACGCCCACUCGGAGAAGUCUUUAAUCAGUGCAGGUGUUUCAUUUUUUUUUUCAGUUUUUUUUUAACCCACCCUCCUUAAUUUUCUUAGUGCACAGCUGGCGGUAAUGUCCAAUACCAUUAGAGUUCAAUAGAAAAUCGCGAGUACUGCGAAAAAUCCGGUGCGAUGGGCACUGCUGAAGUUGUGACCUUUUCUGGUGCACCGUUUUCGAGGCCGUCUAGACUCGAUUGGCUUGUUGUGCUCAGUUUUGAAGAUCAAAUCGCAGAAGUCUUGCGGAGGGGGAGUUGAAGGGAAAAAAACAGAGAAAGGCAAAUUGUGCGGUGGCAACAUAGUUUUCUAAUCGUGGCCACUUUCGCGAACUUUGCGAACCCUAGUUUUUAGCAAGUAAACGAAUGCACAAAGUGUACAAACAUCUGUACUAAAUGUUACCACUGUUGAAUACGACAACUCGGGUGCUUGUCGGGAAUGGUUUAGGAAAUGCAGCGAAAUCUCCCAUUGUCAGAUGGGAGUUUUUUAUCUCUACGAAGCUCCGUUCCUUGGUCAUUUUGCAUUCCCCGAGACUAAGAUGUCCUCUUUUUAAAGUAGCCUGCACAUGCUAACCCUAAAUUUGAGCGACAGCUUGACCAGCUGUACUGCUCAAGCUACAAGGCUCGUUUAACCAGUAUUGAGGUGGAAGCCACACCGAAUUUACUUCUGAGAGUUUUUGAUGCGUCGUCAUUGCCUGUGUAUCCCAUUUUUGCUCGACACCGUGACCGUGCUGCGUUGAUUCCUGUUGGAAUACAUUCCUGCGGUUACCGUUAGAAGCUAACACGGUGUUGUGUUCUACUAUCAAUAACAGAAUGGUUACUGCGUGACACAAAAUGGGCAAUGCAGCACCGCGCAACACCAAGCCCCUCAGAAAAUCGUGUGGCUGCCACUCAAAUUUAAUGCAUCUGGACUUCUUAGCGACGCAGCUUCUCUUCACGUUUCUGCUCACAUUUGGGCAGCGCUCACUGGACUGGACUGAGUUCAAGUGCCAUACGUUUUAUAGCUAUUGCGUUGAGAUCAGCCUUGGAUAAAAAAAAAACAUGAAAGGAGAAAUCCGUGUGAUGUUCCUUCCUGUAGAAAAAGGAAAAAGCAACAAGCGACGAUUUUGUAAUGCCCACAUUAGAAGCCGCUGUCAGGAGGGCGCAAUUCAGUGUUUGGUUAGCCAAUAAAUGUUUAGACCACGGUACAAAGAAAGAAAAAAAAAAUUGUUACAGCCCAGGCACACAGAAAUGCGUGGAAAACUAGAAGUUGUCUCGAGUUGUACGUAAUGUGACCACCGAUUUCACUCCAAAUCUUCGGUCGCCCGGACAAAGUGAAGCUUCAGUUUUCUUUUUUUUUCACUGCUCCCACAGUCGCAUCACUUGUGCGCUCGCGAUACUACAAGAUUGCAGUACUAGAGGUCGCUCUUUUUUUCUAAAGAAAAACAAACAAACGAAGAUUUGAGACAAGUGGUCCAUUUGUUGCCGCAUACCACACACUCGUCUGCAACCAUUGUAGUAGCAAGCUCUGCUUGUUGGUAUAGUGGUCAUGUCUCCAAGGGCUGGUGGAAAAAAAAAAUGUGGAAAGUUAGUGCACUGUUCGUGUACAGCUCAAGACGUUCUUGUGCACUUUGUUGCUGUCAUUUUAUACGAGCCAAGUAGAUGGAUGUCCUUCAAGACGAACAGUCUUCCGUUACAGUGACGAUGAGCACUUGGAGUAUUUUAUAAGCUGCCCAUUAUUCCCUCUUCUUUUUUUGUGUGUGUCUUGUCUUUCUCUCUGUCCCUUCAGUUUCUUUUUUCUUCGGCACAUUAGAAGCACCAAACAAAGAAAAACUAUCGGGGCAUGCUACCUACAUUUUUAUGUUGACCCCAUAUGUUUUUUUUUUUUCCUCCAUUAUUGCGUGCUACUACAACUUGGCCCCUGCCCAACAGUUCUCCUCUUGAUGUAAAUAGUGCUGUAUAAAAAAAAAUACAUCAACUGGGUUGUAUAGACAAGGUCACAUGCACCUUUGCCAGUGAACGAGCGAAUAAAUGAUUUCGGAAGAAAG